CUCCACAGACGCACCGUUCACUCUUUUUACGCCGUGCAGCCCAGAAAGAGAGACGUCCAGAAGCAGCUGCAGAAAGUCCUGACUCCGCCCAAGCGCUCGGCCACGCCCACUCCAUUUCAGUGUGUGUUCCUCAGAGAAGUGUUCGAGUUGUGUAACUAUGUGGAUCGCAGUCAGCUAACCGCUAAUCUGGGAGGAUAUUUUAUCUACAACCAUGAGAGCUGGGUCUCCUUCAUCAAGGAGAUGGACAGUUUUGUGCAGGACUUUGUGUGUGGUGAGGAAGUUGCGGUGUGUAUUGGAAAAGUUUCGUCAUCCCGAGAAGGUCCCGUGUUACCAGGACAUGGUGGGAACAGUUCUCUUCACACACACCGCUCUGGAGAUGCUGCAGAACUAUGACAGGAUCCAGGCAGCAGUGGAGAAGGUGGACUUGUUGUGGAGGCAUGUUUUUUCCAGCACUUCUCUCAGUCUUCAUGUCCUCCAGCUUCAGAGAGACACACAACAGUGUGUUGUGUCUCAGGUGGUGUGUGAGAUGGAGCAGGUGAUGCAGAAGAUGCAGAAGUUUACACCUGAGAACCUCAGAGACGCAGACCGAGCCGAGACUUUGCGUUUGGACUUCAGCACAUCCGUCUACACGCAGGCCGAGGCACUGGUGCGUCGUGCCGAGGAGAUGUUGAACACCGUGUCAGAGAUGGACGUGUUCAGACAGAGAGGUGAAGAACAUCGGUGGAUCAGCGAGCUGGAGAGAUGGACAGAUCAGCUCCGAGCACUGAUGCUGAUUCAGAGCAGGAACCUGAAGAGCAUCUGCACCUUCCAUCACUCCUACCAUACAAUCCAGUGCUGGUACCAUGCAGCGGUGUGUGAGAACUUCCUCCAGGACCUGCUAUGGAGAACCUGCUCGAACACACAGGACCCUGAGGAGAGUUCUCCCUCGCACCAGAGUGACGUCUUCUGUGUGAUCCAGGAGUUUCUCAGGUUGCAUCCUCCUCCUGAAGCGGAUGAGCUAAUGCAGCUAGCACAGCUGUCUCAUCUCAUACCUGAUGCACAUCUGGAGGGUUCAGGAAAGCAGCUUGUGCAGAGGUGCACGAAGUUACGCAGGCUGUUGCUCGCUCCUGCUUCCGCGACCUUCCGUGACCUUCAGCAGGUCCUGCAGUGGCAGUACGAGUGUCUGAAGUACAGAAAUAAAGCUGCAGGUUCAGCUUGUGAACUUUAUCCUGGAAGCAACGUGUGUGUUCAGAGUGUUCCUCCAGACUCUGACGUCUUGCUGAAGCGUGGUGCUGAUGAUCCUCCUGUUCUUCAGCCUGGAGUGAAGCCACCUUCUCUCAGCUCCUUUGAUUCUGGUUUUGAUGGAGCAGGACAUCUUGAAGCAGGGUUUGGGAAAACAUACCAAGAUGAACCAUCCAGACCAAAAUCUACUCAUCUCCAUGUCCGUGAGGAGAACGUCUCCAGCCUAUCUCUUGGAGCUCCAAGUAUCUGCAUUGUUCCAAAUGCCAGUGGAAAGACGGUAAACCUGGAGAUCACAGUGAAACGCUCCGCCACGCUUCCUAAAAACCCCUGGCUGAGUCUUCCUGUAGAUGAUCUGGAGAAUUGCUACACGGUGAUCAUCUCUCCAAGCCAGAAGACCACCAGAAACUGUGAUCAGUUAACACAGACCACCGAGACGAGCCUGUGCGAGCUUCAGGAUCAGACCACUGACUGGAGCCCCAUCCGCAACGUUCUCUCAAGCACCGUGACUGAUGGAGGGCAUGAAGCUGAAACAUCGGAGAACGUGCCCACGCUUCUGUGGGACUCGUAUGACCUCCGUGACCUUGGGCAUGACUCAGAUAGCAUGUUGCUUGGAGAUCCAGAGUGUGAGUGGGAAAUAAAAGAGCAGAACAAGCUGAGAGCUGUGGAGGAGACACUGAGCAGAGCAGCUGGAAUCCUGCAGGAGGAGGAGAGUGUUCUUGAUCAGGAGGAGAUCCUGGAUGUCCUACUGGAAACAGAUAAUCCAGAAAGAUUGUGGCCUUCAUGGAGCAAAGCUUGCCAGUUUACACAGAUGUCCUCCAGCGAGUUUGCUGAAGCAGGUGUGAUGGGAUUGGAGGAAGAUCUCGCCUCUCUUCAUUUUGGAUCUCGUGGUGAUUUGUCUCCGGAAAGUUCAGGAGUUCUUCAGAGUGGUAGUGAUACUCCAUCAGAAACAGGGUCUGACUCACUGAUUCAUCUUGAACUAGGAAAUGGAGGUCCUGAGAGAACUGGGCUUUUGAAGGAGAUAGAAAAUUUGAAGGUCUUGGAGGAAAAGAUUCUUGAGGAGAACCUGAAAAUCGGGGAGCUGCGUUGCUGUAUAUCUGAAGAAAGAAUGUCCCCCCAGAGCCUCAGUGAGGACCGCAGGAGGUUCCUUGAGAAACUGGAGCAGGAGAAGCAGGAGGUGGAGGAGAUGGAGAGGAACCUAAGCAAGGACUUGAAGAAAAGCAAAUUGAAACGUUCGAGCAGAAGUCAGAAGAUAGUCAUGUGUUCCGUUAUGGGGAAAGCUUCAGUGUUGAAGGAGGAUGAGGUUCUUCUGGUGAACUGUAGAAGGUCGACACAUGAGGCACUAAAUAAUCAGCAGGCAUGUUUAGAAGAACCCACCAAUCCAGUUGUAGACGAUCAUGCUCCUCACAAAUCCUCAGAUCCAGGAUUAUCGGUAAGUUCUAAAUGUUCUAAUGUAGCUGCAGAUUCUUCAACUAGUGACGCACGUUUAUCUUCUCAGGAUCAGCAGAAUACUGACUCUAAUGCACCAUUCAUGUUCAUGCCGUCUCUCAUGAGUGGUGGAUGUUCUGUUGAGACAAAAGAACAGUCAGAGUGGGUUUCUUCAGCCACAGAUAUUUCUAAUGCUCAGAGUUCUGCUAAUGGAAAACCAAAAGAUCUAUUGGAUCCUCCUGAUCUCAGUAAAGAAAAACCGAUGCACUCUGAUCCUUCAGAGAACUUUGAAAUAUCUGAAAGGUGUCCUGAAGUUCACCAGGUGGAAACUUUAACAUCAGAGGAAACAAGUCCUGCAUUUGAUCCUGGUGGUCUAACCCCACUUCCUCGAUCUUCUCCAAUAAACCAGACUUCUUUGGCAUUGAUUGUUGGCCCAAAACCAAAAGAAUGCAAGAAUCCACUAUGGAGAAGGUCACAGGUAGAGCAUCACCAAAAUAACAACAAUAACAACCUUCACACUCUGGACCAUGGUGCUGGUUCAGACGAGGUAUCUGAAGAACCUGUGAGCUGUGAAUGUUUAAAGAGAUCUAAAGAUCAAAACCCAGAGGUCUGGUGUGAGAGUUUGAACAACGAGGUGGAUCGUUAUGCUGAUGGUGCCUUCACGAGACGUGUCUGUAGAUCUCCGCUCCAGCAACAGUUUCAGAUCUGCGCUAGAGAGAUGAGUGAUUAUCAGACCCCUGUGGUGCUGGACACCGGGUCCAGUUUGGUGAAAGCAGGAUUUUCGGACCAGGACCUUCCCACCUCCAUCUUCCCCACCGCCAUCGGCCUGCCCAAAUACGAGGAGGUGAUGAGUGGGCGUGUGGACAGAGGUGUGUACGUGGGACAUGACGCCCAGCGCAUGAGGGGUGUGUUAACACUUCAUUACCCCAUGAGGAACGGUGCAGUGUCCAACUGGGAUCAGAUGGAGAUGAUUUGGACUCAUGCCUUUGAGCAGUUGCGUGUGUGUAGUGAGGAUCACCCCGUGUUGCUGACUGAGGGAGUGAUGACCACGCAGGAGAACCGCCAGCGUUCCAUCCAGCUCCUGUUCGAAUGCUUUAAUGUUCCACUUGCGUAUGUGGCCAUGCAGGCGGUCCUCGCUCUGUACACAAGCGGCCGCGGUGUGGUGUUUGACUCCGGAGACGGUGUGAGUCACAGUGUUCCUGUGUUUGAUGGUUAUUGUUUACCGCACGCUGUUCAGCGCUUUAAUCUAUCAGGACGCGACGUCACGCUGCAUCUCCAACAGUUGCUGACGGAGCAGGGUGUGUGUAUGCGGACGUCAGCAGAAAUGGAGAUCGUGCGUGAGAUGAAGGAACGGUGCUGCUGUGUGGCUUUGAACGAUGAGGUGGAGCUUAGCGAAGGGGGUGGAGCCUAUACACAGGUGCAUUACACCCUCCCUGACGGACAGGUCGUCUCCUUGGCGACGGAGAGGUUCAGAGCGCCGGAGAUCCUGUUCCGCCCCGAGCUGAUUGGUCAGGAUUAUUAUGGGAUGCACGAGAGCGUUUUCAAGUCGGUUCUUCGGUCGGACGUCGACCUGCGCAGGGAGCUGGUGGAGAACAUCAUCCUGUCGGGUGGGAACACGCUGCUGUCUGGACUUCCAGACCGUCUGCAGCAGGAGAUCAGCCGCCUGGCUCCUGCAGGUCUGGGUGAGAAGGUGAAGGUCACAAGUCCUCCAGAUCGAGAUUUCUCUGUGUGGAGAGGAGGAGCUAUUCUCGCCAGCAUGCCGACCUUCUCCUCCGCCUGGAUCAGCCAGGAUGAGUACGAGGAGUUUGGACCUCAGAUUGUCUUCAGGAAGUGCUUCUGAGCUGGUUCUGCAGGAGCUUUUAGCAUGAGGAACUUCCGGAGGAGCUUCUGAUUGGGGAAAUGAUUUCACACACUUUUGAGGGACGUGAAGGAGAUUUCUGAUGCAGAUGGUCUUCAGGAGGGCAUGUCUGGAAGGAGAUUUCACUGUGAGGAACCUCUUGUGAGAGGUCCUUCCUGAAUAAUUUUGCUUCAAGGUAUCUCUGGAGGCUUUUCUUUUCUCAUCAUAAGGAAUCUGGAAGGUGCAUGUUCUUAUGAAAUGGAGACUGUGAGGAACACAUUCCUCCUGUCCCUGCCUCACUCUUCUUUAACAUGUGCUUUGGAGUAAGGAGUUAAAGUGUGUAGACCUUCUCCACAACACUCCUGAACACACUUCACACCACCUUCUUGAGGAAGUGCCCUUACUAAUCACAUCAACUCCUGAUUACCUUCAGAGUUUGACUCUACGCCCUGUAAACCAUCAGGAGCUUGUGGAUCUCGCAGGUGUUUCUCCUGCACGCUCUGAAGAUCCCUCGGUUUUUAUGUUUUUAUAUUUCACUUCUCCAGAACAUCUUAUAAAUAUCAUAUAAAUAUAAAUAAUAAAGGUUGAAGGUGUGAGGAACAUUAGUGAGAAGAAGCUGGAAGUGUUUGUGUGCUGGUGGUGCUGUAUAGGAUUCUGGGUAAUGGCCCCAAUCUGUGAAUGAGAUGAAGGAUGGUGUUUAGAGAUGUUCCUGCGUACACACACACACACACACGUGCACUAAUGUGUGCGUGUGUGUGUGUUUGGGUUGAUCAGAUGGUGGAGGUGUGUGUCGUGAUGUGACUCAGGACUGGUUCUGUACGGUGACUAGCCGAUUAGCUAGCAUGACCUCCCCGUGACCUUUGAUGACAUUGUGUUGCUGAGAUGUUUUAACGUUUUGCUGUUGAUGGUUAUUUUCACUGUGUGUGUGUGUGUGUGUGUGUGUGUGUGUGUGUGUGUGUGUGUAAAAUAUUCACCAGGGUUGAAGUGUGAGGUGUGAUGAAGUAAUGUGACUGCAAUGUUCACCAGAGGACGAUGGUCAGAGGUCAAAGUAGAGCGAAUCAUCUCCUUCACCAGAUGUUUUAUUUUUCCUGUUCAGAAUCCGAACUGCUCACCGCCGUGUCUGUGUUUCUGCAAUCAUGAUUUUAAAUAAUAAAUAUUUUAAUCCUAAA
Molecule: messenger RNA, 5652 nt
Organism: Silurus meridionalis
Lineage: Eukaryota; Metazoa; Chordata; Actinopteri; Siluriformes; Siluridae
Exons: 15
Coding region: 212-4486 (1424 amino acids)
Source: RefSeq, a predicted model, not a curated record